Messenger RNA from Balaenoptera ricei (Rice's whale), 5317 nucleotides. RefSeq names its product HMG-box containing 3 (gene HMGXB3). The transcript is spliced from 21 exons. Lineage: Eukaryota; Metazoa; Chordata; Mammalia; Artiodactyla; Balaenopteridae. The record is from RefSeq and is a predicted model, not a curated record. The coding region runs from base 470 to 4441 and encodes 1323 amino acids.
UCCGGCGCGCCGCGAGGGUCGCCGGGACGGGUUUGCCUAGCGGUCCGAGGUGUGCUGCUGCUGAACCGGUGCCGCGGCGACGCCCGUGUCCCUGCUGUCUUCCUCGGGCUCCCCGGGGCUUGACCCCCGGGGCUCUCGGCAGGCGUCGGUGAAGAGCCUGCGGAGAGAACCUGUGCUCCCACGCCCGCCCUCUACAACCCCAUAUCACGACUCCGAGGAAGGGGAGAGAGAGGGGCUGUCGCGACUCCGUGCCGUGUGUCGCCGGGCGGGGCCGCGGGGCCGGGGCUCCUCUAGCCCCCGGGAUGCGCGCGCGAGCCCUCGUCUCCACUUCCUUGUUGCCACUGCCACGACUGGAGCCGCCUCUCUCCGACAGCGGGGAGCGCGAGUGCGCCGGCCAGCCCCCCCGUCGAGCCCCCUGGCCGGGCGCCUCCGGGAAUGUGAGCCGCGCGGCUUGCACGCUUCUCCGGCCAUGGAUGCAUCAUAUGAUGGUACUGAGGUAACUGUCGUGAUGGAGGAAAUUGAGGAAGCCUACUGUUACACCUCCCCUGGGCCACCCAAGAAGAAGAAAAAGUAUAAAAUACAUGGAGAAAAGGCCAAGAAACCCAGGUCUGCUUACCUUCUGUACUAUUACGACAUCUACCUGAAAGUGCAGCAGGAGCUCCCCCACCUCCCUCAAUCUGAGAUCAAUAAGAAGAUUAGUGAGAGUUGGAGGCUUCUCAGUGUGGCCGAGAGGAGUUACUACUUGGAGAAAGCCAAACUAGAGAAAGAAGGUUUGGAUCCUAACUCUAAACUCUCUGCACUGACCGCUGUGGUUCCGGACAUCCCAGGUUUCCGCAAGAUCCUCCCUCGCUCAGAUUAUAUCAUCAUCCCCAAGAGCAGCCUGCAGGAGGAGCGGAGCUGCUCUCAGCUAGAGCUGUGUGUGGCCCAGAACCAAAUGUCCCCUAAAGGACCAUCCCUUCUGUCCAACACUGCCCUGGAGACAGUGCCCAGCCGUGCAGGCAUGGCAGAACAAUGCCUGGCUGUGGAGGCCUUAGCUGAGGGUGUGGGAGCCCUUGCCCAGCCAGGCGCUGUACAGGAGAUCACCGCCUCAGAGACCCUGGGCCCGGAUGUGCUCCUAAGUGAGGCUUCCCUGGAGGUCGGGGAGAGCCACCAGCCCUACCAGACAAGCCUGGUAAUUGAAGAGACCUUAGUGAACGGCUCACCAGACCUCCCCACUGGAAGCCUGGCUGUGCCCCACCCCCAGGUGGGGGAGAGCAUGGCAGUGGUAACAGUCAUGAGGGAUUCCAGUGAGAUUAGCUCCUCUGCGCCAGCUGCACAAUUCAUCAUGUUGCCUCUUCCUGCCUACUCGGUUGUGGAGAACCCCACCUCCAUCAAACUGACUACUACGUACACCCGACGGGGCCAUGGGACAUGCACCAGCCCAGGCUGCUCCUUCACAUAUGUCACCAGGCACAAACCACCUAAGUGCCCUACCUGUGGUAACUUCCUAGGAGGGAAGUGGAUCCCCAAGGAAAAGCCAGCCAAAGUCAAAGUGGAAUUGACUUCUGGAGUCUCCUCCAAAGGCUCUGUGGUUAAAAGAAAUCAGCAGCCUCUCACCUCCGAGCAAAAUUCUGCUAAGGAAAACUCUUCCAAACUGACUCUGGAGAACUCAGAAGCUGUAAGCCAGCUCCUAAGUAUAGCUCCUCAAAGAGACAUGGGUGAGGAGAAUGAGUGGGAGGAAGUGAUCAUCUCAGAUGCCCAUGUUUUGGUCAAGGAAACUCCUGGGAAUCGUGGUACAGCAGUCAUUAAGAAGCCAGUGGUCAAGAGUGGUGUGCAGCGUGAGGUCUCUCUGGGGACAGCUGAGAAUGACACUCCUGGACUAGACAUGCCACCACCAGCUGAGGGGACCAGCACCUCCAAUUCACUCCCUGCUCCUAAAAAGCCUACAGGAGUUGACCUGCUUAUUCCUGUGCCCAGAGCCUCAGAGCUUAAAGGCAGAGCACGGGGCAAGCCCUCAUUACUGGCUGCAGCAAGACCCAUGAGAGCAAUUCUUCCAGCCCCAGCUAACGUGGGUCGAGGCAGCAGCAUGGGACUGCCCAGGGCCAGGCAGGCCUUUCCCCUGAGUGAUAAGACUCCCUCUGUGAGGACUUGUGGCCUGAAGCCAAGCACGCUGAAGCAGCUGGGCCAGCCCAUCCAACAGCCAUCUAGCACUGGUGAGGUGAAGCUACCAAAUGGCCCAGCCAACAGGACAUCUCAGGUGAAAGUUGUAGAGGUCAAGCCUGAUAUGUUUCCUCCAUAUAAGUAUAGCUGCACCGUCACACUGGAUUUGGGCCUGGCUACAUCAAGAGGUCGGGGAAAGUGCAAGAAUCCCUCUUGUAGCUAUGUCUACACCAAUCGGCAUAAACCGCGGAUUUGUCCCAGCUGUGGUUUUAACCUUGCCAAAGACCGGACUGAGAAAACCACCAAGGUUCUCGAGGCGAGCUCACCACUCUCGGAUGUGCUGAGCGCCACAGAGCCCCUGAGCGCAGCCCAGAGGGAGAUCCAGCGCCAGUCAACGCUGCAGCUGCUGCGCAAAGUCCUGCAGAUUCCUGAGAAUGAAUCAGAGCUGGCUGAGGUCUUUGCCUUGAUUCAUGAACUCAAUAGCUCUCGACUCGUCCUGUCCAACGUGAGUGAGGAGACGGUCACCAUCGAGCAAACUUCUUGGUCGAAUUAUUAUGAGUCUCCAUCCACGCAGUGCCUUCUCUGUAGCAGCCCAUUGUUCAAAGGGGGACAAAACUCCCUGGCCGGGCCCCAGGAGUGCUGGUUGCUGACAGCCAGCUGGCUGCAGGUGGUGACUGCCCAGGUGAAGAUGUGUCUGAAUCCCCAUUGUUUGGCCCUGCACAGCUUCAUGGACAUCUAUACAGGUCUCUUUAAUGUGGGAAACAAGCUGCUAGUGAGCCUGGACUUGCUUUUUGCAAUCCGAAACCACAUCAAGCUGGGAGAGGACCCCAGAGUAUCCAUCAGCACUCUUCUGAAGUCAGUGCAGGAUCAGACAGACUUGGCGUUACUACAUGCUAAGCAGACUCAUUCUGAAUACGCAGCUUCUGGAGGUCUGCUCCCAUUUCCAAGGCUCAUGCUGAGACAUGAAGAGAAGACUCUUACCUCAGAGGAGCUGAGCCAGCUGCAGGAGCUGCUGUGCAAUGGCUAUUGGGCUUUUGAGUGCCUCACUGUCCGAGACUACAAUGACAUGAUCUGUGGCAUCUGUGGUGUGGCCCCCAAAGUGGAAGUUGCCCAGAGGAGUGAAGAAAACGUGCUGGCACUAAAGAGUGUGGAGUUCACCUGGCCUGACUUCUUGGCCUCUAGUGAGGUAAAUGUGGAGGACUUUUGGGCCACGAUGGAGACAGAAGUGAUUGAGCAGGUGGCCUUCCCCGCCAGCAUCCCUAUCACCAAGUUUGAUGCCUCUGUUAUUGCCCCCUUCUUCCCACCACUCAUGAGAGGAGCUGUGGUCGUCAACACUGAGAAAGACAAAAACCUGGAUGUGCAGCCAGUACCUGGCAAUGGCGGUGCCUUGGUACGGCUGCUCCGGGAGGGAGCCUGCAAGCUCGAGGAGAUCGGCUCCUACAGCGAGGAGGAGCUGCACUGCCUGCUGAGGCAGUGUGGCAUCCCCUUCGGGGCAGGAGACUCCAAGGACCAGCUCUGCUUCUCCUUGUUGGCCCUCUACGAAUCUGUUCAGAAUGGAGCCAGAGCUCGACAGCCCCCGCCUCAUCUCACAGGGGGUAAAAUCUACAAGAUGUGCCCCCAUCAGGUGGUGUGCGGCUCCAAGUAUCUUGUGCGGGGCGAGAGUGCCCUCGACCAUGUGGAUCUGCUCGUCUCCUCCCGCCAUUGGCCUCCUGUGUAUGUGGUCGACAUGGCCACACCAGUGGCCCUGUGUGCUGACCUCUGCUACCCAGAGCUGACCAACCAGAUGUGGGGGAGGAAUCAGGGCUGUUUCUCUAGCCCCACGGAGCCGCCUGUGAGCGUGUCCUGCCCAGAACUCUUGGACCAGCAUUAUACGGUGGACAUGACGGAGGCUGAGCACUCUGUCCAGCACCCGGUCACCAAGACUGCCACCCGGCGCAUCGUCCAUGCAGGCACGCAGCCCAGUCCUGGCGACCCCAGCGCUGGGCACCACUCCUUGGCCCUGUGUCCUGAGUUGGCGCCCUACGCAGCCAUCCUGUCCUCCUUCGCAGACAGCAAACCAAACAGCGUCCGCCAGCGGCCCAUUGCCUUUGACAAUGCCACCCACUAUUACCUCUACAACCGCCUCAUGGACUUCCUUACCAGUCGCGAGAUUGUCAACCGGCAGAUCCAUGACAUUGUGCAGAGCUGCCAGCCUGGCGAGGUGGUCAUCCGAGACACCCUCUACCGCCUCGGGGUUGCUCAGAUCAAGACAGAGACGGAGGAGGACGCUGAGGAAGAGGAGGUGGCCACAGCCGCAGAGUAAGCCGGGCUCUUGUGCAGGGACCGUACCGUCUCUCUCAAGCCAUAGUAAGGCCCUUGCCCGAGGCAGAUCCAUCCAGGGGACCAGCCUCUGAUGCUGGGACUGACCAAAGAGCUUCCAUUUCCUGAGCACGGUGGAGCCCAGGGUCCUUGGUUCUCAACCUUCUGGGGGUCGGGAGAGGCACCAGGACACUCUUUACUAGCCCCAAAAGAGCACUUGGGUGGCACCAUAUGUUCAAUAAAGGGGCAGGGAGGCUGAGAGAAGGCAGGUAGCUGCUGGCUUCCCAGGGGCGCCUGUGGGUCGGGGUGGAGGUCCUGGGUGGGCCAAGGCUGCUGAGGUUUCCCUUCCCACCCAGGGACACCGUUUUCAGCCCCUGCAGCCUGUUGCCUUUGUCUCGGGGCCUUGGGGGCUUCAUUAGCUCCAGGGGUCCCUUUGGGCUCUCGAUUCUCCCAGAGGACGAAUGCAUUCCCCUCCUGUUCUUCCUGCACCCACAUCUGGGGGCAGCUGAGAAAGGGUGAGCCACAGCUCUCUUCCAGGCCUAGCCUCCCUGCCCCAAGCUUUGAGGAAGAGGAUCCCCUUCCUCCUUUCCUGGUCACUGCUGCUGCGGCCUGCAUCCUCUCUGGACCCUCAUCACAGAGGGGAUGUGGCCCGUGAGCAUGACAUAACCUGGGGGCAGUAGGAAAAACUCCCUUCUGUGAAGGGUAAGCAGACUGGGCCGUAAGGAAACAGCAGGACUGGCUCAAGUGCCCAAAGUUUGCUUAGGGCACGGGAAUUGGCCGUGUUAUUUAAUUUAUUGAGAGGAGUGGAAUAGGUGGCUUUUUUCCCCUCCCUCUUCCCUGACCAGAAUAAAGUUUAUUAAAUUAUAUGGUUUGGGCGCAA